Theobroma cacao (cacao) is the source of this 1661-nucleotide messenger RNA. Its product is annotated as GDSL esterase/lipase At2g23540. The record is from RefSeq and is a predicted model, not a curated record. Lineage: Eukaryota; Viridiplantae; Streptophyta; Magnoliopsida; Malvales; Malvaceae. Gene Ontology annotation, molecular function: hydrolase activity, acting on ester bonds.
AUGUUGAUCAACUACCAUGCAUCAAACGGUCCACCCCUUUACAAAAAGGGGUCAAACCAAAUGCAACUCCAUAUAAACUCAAGUCUUGCAAGUUUUAUCAAGUCGGAUUGAUUCUCUUUGCUCCUCCCAGCUAACAGGAAAGUAGUUUAUAUGCUCACCUAUUUGCCUCUACGGUGCUUGGGACUUAAAAGCUUAGUUUGUAUCAGCUUUGAUUGUGGAGUAAUAGGAGCCAUGGCGGCCAGGGUGAAAUAUUCUUGGAGUCUUGCCUUGGUUCUUUUGUGCAUCGUGAGUUUGAGCUACUUCGGCAACGCUGCGGAUCUUGGAGCUUCUUUCGUCUUUGGUGAUUCUCUCGUGGAUGCUGGUAAUAAUAACUAUUUACCCACCUUGUCUAAGGCAAAUAUUCCACCAAAUGGGAUUGAUUUCAAAGCUUCCGGUGGACAACCUACUGGCCGCUACACCAACGGGAGAACAAUAGGUGACAUUGUUGGGGAAGAAUUGGGGGUACCAAACUAUGCAGUUCCAUUUCUGUCUCCAAAUUCUACAGGAAAAGCUAUACUCUAUGGUGUGAAUUAUGCAUCAGGAGGAGGAGGGAUUAUGAAUGCAACUGGAAGAAUAUUUGUUAAUAGGCUAGGAUUGGAUAUCCAAAUCGACUUCUACAAUACUACGAGAAAGCAGUUUGAUAAAUUGUUGGGUCCAUCCAAGGCCAAAGAUUAUAUAAGGAAGAGUUCCAUCUUCUCAAUCACAAUUGGAGCAAAUGAUUUUCUGAACAAUUAUCUUCUGCCAGUUCUCUCCAUAGGAGCAAGGAUUUCCGAGACCCCUGAUGGUUUCAUUGAUGACAUGAUCAAUCACUUAAGGGACCAAUUAACAAGACUUUACCAGCUAGAUGCUCGGAAGUUUGUCAUAGGAAAUGUUGGUCCCAUAGGCUGCAUACCCUAUCAGAAAACGAUCAAUCAGCUGAAUGAAAACGAAUGUGUUGAUUUGGCAAAUAAGCUAGCGAAGCAGUACAAUAGCCGAUUACAGAAUUUGCUGACUGAACUGAACGGAAAGCUCCCUGGAGCUACAUUUGUUGUAGCCAAUGUGUAUGACCUGGUGAUGGAACUCAUCACAAAUUAUGAGAAAUAUGGUUUUAUAACAGCAAGCAAAGCCUGUUGUGGGAAUGGAGGCCAAUUUGCAGGUAUAAUUCCCUGUGGACCAACAUCCACUAUGUGCAAGGAUCGUGACAAGCAUGUUUUCUGGGAUCCUUACCACCCAAGCGAGGCUGCCAAUCUCAUAAUCGCCAGGCAACUUCUUUACGGAAGCACAAAAUAUAUUUCCCCAGUGAAUCUUAAAGAGCUUCGUAAUCUUUAGCUGUACUGGUUUUCCUUCCAUCUUUCAUGACUAUUUUCAAUCUUUUCCUCUUUGAAAAGUACCCAAACCAGAUUGCUUGUUACGCCAAGAGAAUUGUUAUUGUUUCCAUUGUUUGCUUUGCUAAUAUUUCACGACCACAAGUCUCUUUUGUAGCUUUUAUUGGUUUUUCAAGAACUUCCUUUCGUUUCCUUUUAUGGUUUCCUACUUUUCUUCCUCUCUUCAUUGUCUUUUGUAUCUACUUCCAUGUUUGGAGCACCUUUGAGACAUUGGAGAAACUUUCAAGCUUCAAUAAAUGUGAAAAUGAUUCCACUAAU